AUGCACUCCACCACUCUGUUCCUCUCUGCCCUCGCGGCUACUGUCGCCACGGCUUUCCAGGCUCCUCCUGAGCCCGCACAUGUUGCUGCAGCCAUCAAGGCUCGUGGCACACCCGAGUGCACUAAGGUUGCCAGCUCUAUCCUCCCCAAGCUGACGCCCAUCCCCACGAUCCCCGCGGAUCUUGAGUCCUAUGUCCUCUACUCCUCGGACAUGAUCACCCAGACCGACCCCUGCGUCGACCCCAUCAUCACCGGCUCCAUUGGCAGUGUCUAUAGCUCCUACGCCAGCAGCGCUUCGUCUUGGAGCUCCGAGCAUCUUGAGGAUCUCCGCAGCCUGUGGGGUGCCUGCAGUGACGUCCCUGAGAUCUCUUCUGCUUUCGCUGCUAUCGAGAGCGAGGCCGGCACGGCCGUCUGCUCGUCCAAGAUUGCUGCUUGGACCAGCCAGCCCACCAACGCUGCGCCGAGGGAGACUGGCAUGCCAAUUGCUGCCGCCGCCGCCUUUGCUGGCUUUGUGGUUGCCGCCCUAUAA
This is a messenger RNA of Phaeoacremonium minimum UCRPA7, 528 nucleotides long. RefSeq lists its product as hypothetical. The transcript has a single exon. The record is from RefSeq and is a predicted model, not a curated record. Bases 1 to 528 code for a protein of 175 amino acids. NCBI's taxonomy places the organism in Eukaryota, Fungi, Ascomycota, Sordariomycetes, Togniniales, Togniniaceae.